AUGGAUAAUUUAAUCUUAUCUUUGACAAUGAGAGAAACCGUGUGUGUCUCAGGACAGUAUUCGGGGCCUACAUUAUACGUGCCUUAUACAAGCGAUUUGCCAGAUUUUGAGGGUGUUACUGUGUCUAUAUUUGCCGACGAUACAGCAAUAUUGACAAUAGGAUCUGAUGUUGAACAAUCGACAAAAAAUUACAGGAAUAAACCCACAACCACUGCAUUUCAAUGGUGUCAAAGUAUCAAUCCAAGGAACAGCGAAAUACCUAGGUAUGACUUUGGAUAUCAAGCUCAGAUCGAAAGAACAAUAAGUGGUAAGAAAAAUAAUAAGCGAUUAAAUGAAGUGGGUGGCGAAGUGAUUCAGGAAACAAUAACGUCUAAUGUUAGUGAUGAUUUAAUCACACUAGAAUUCCAAAGAACGGACGGAACACUUAUAACACAAUUAAUCGAUUUUCGAAAUGAAGUUAAAAUUCUUAAAGCUCUUGUUCUUGGAGAAGAAGAACGUGGACAAAGUCAAUACCAAGUUAUGUGUUUCGUGACAAAAUUCAUGAAAGGUGAUUUUAUAUCUGCUGACGCUAUGGCAAAAUUACGACAAAAAAAUCCAAGUACAAUAAGAACGCCAGAAGAUGAUAAAGGUAAAGAAAGUUAUACGAUGACAGCAUGGGUACAAUUGAAUCGAUCUUUACCAAUUACAAGGCAUUUAUAUUCAUUAUGUUCUGAGGCAGCUGAUUCAACUUAUGUUCGUGAUGCUGAUUUAAAAGCAUGGGCAGAAUUACCAGGAUCAUCAAUUUCAAGUUUAGAAGCAGCAACAAUAUUAUUUCCUGAUAUAUCGGCAAAACGUUGUAGUGAAAUACUUAAUUUACGUUCAUCAUGUUUAUGUACAUUAGAAAUGUGUAUUGGUUGGUAUCCAUGCGGAUUAAAAUAUUGUAAAGGCAAAAUAGAUCCAAUAUCAUCAAAUGGAAUUGGGCAGAAUCCAACAAAUUAUCGUUGUGGUAUUAAAACAUGUCGGAAAUGUGAUCAAUAUAUAUAUUAUGUAAGAGAAAAACAACAAUGUUUAUGGGAUGAAUGACAACAGCAACAUGAUCAAAAUGAAUCGGGUAUAACAUGACGUAAUUAUAACGUGAAUAAUAAAAUUAAAAAUAAUAAUAUUAAUUAUGUAAAUAAUAAUUACAAUUAUAAUAAAAGUAAUAAUAACACAAAUAAUAUGAAUAAUAAUAAAAAUGGAAAUAAUAACUAUAAUAAAAUGAAAUAUAAUCAUAAAAAUAUUGAUAACAAAUACAAUAAAAAUCUGAAUAACUUAAAAAUUAUAAAAAUAAAUAAUUUAACAAAUUUAGAAUUUAAAAAGAGAAAAAAACCCAAAUUAAAUAUAGUAGAUAAAAAUAAUAGAAUAAAUAACAAUAACAAUGAUAAAAAACAAAGUAGUAAACAUAAUGAAAUAACUCAUAUCGUUAGUAUUAAGUAUUUAUUUUUAUACUGGUCCUGGCUGUGGUAUAGAAUCAUAUGGAGUUAUGAAAAUAUUUAUACCAACGAUACAGAUGAUAACAUACAUUAAUCGUCAAAUAAUGUAUAUAUGUAUAUAUACAAACAUAUAUAUUAUUAUAUAUAUAUAUAUAUUGAAAAAGAAAUCCAUACAAAAAUAAUAUUAAUGAAAAUGUAUAAAAUUAAAAUAAAAUAUAUAAGAAAGAAAAAAUUUAUACAAAUAUUAAACAGAAAAGAAAAACUCAAGAAUAAAUCAUGAAAUUAUAUUUACAUUUAAUACAAAAAAAGCAAGAAAAUGAAUCAAAACAGUCAAAAAUGUAAGGUGUUUUCGCGAUUCUCAUAAUUAAUUUUGGUUGAGUAGAAAUUAAAAUUCUAAAAGGACAAUGAUAUUUUGUUGUAUUCACUUAAUAAUAUAACAAAAUUUCUGAUUUCUUUUUAGAUUACAUAUUGCAGUAUGUGUUACAAACUACAAUCGAGUCGACAAAAUUUUAAAUAGUUUAAAAAUAUUUUAUAUAAUAUCACAGUUUUUAGCGUUAAAAACAUAAAAUUUUUGAACCUCAUUUUUAUAUCAAAAGUAUAUUUGUUCAUAAAAACAUUUACAACCAGCCAUUAACUUCAAAAAUGCAGUAAAGUAUUGCUAUACAAUUUACGCAAUUACAGCUGAAUUGUGUAUUAAAACCGUAUUAUAGCCACUGUGAAGUAAGAAUAAGUUAUAUAAGAAACUCAACCGAAAUUCCAAGUUCAACAUCAUAUCUUAUAAAAAAAAAUAAUUAUGUUAAUUUCAAUAAAAAUUUUCACUUAUAUAUGGAAUUUUGAAAAUCGCAGCACCAUCUUUUAUUUAAAUCACAAUAUAUUGAGGAGAUCAAAAAUUAAAUAAACAGAAAAAGCAAAGCUUCUAUAAAGUAUAACAAUAUAUUUUAAUUUUUGGAACAAUUAAAAUACAAAAAAAGCAAGAAAUAAAACAUAAGUUUCAUGAAAUUUACAAGAUAAAAGAAAAUAAAAUCCAAAAAAUCUUAUGUUGAAUUUUUUGUAAUUUUAAAAUUUUUCUUAUUUAAUAUUUCCUUAUUUGACUUGUAAUUGUUUUUUAAUAUUCUUUAAAAUGUUGGAUUUAAUCGUGUUGAAAAGGACAAAAAGAUCAAAAGCAAAAAAAAAGAAAAACAAAAUGAAUCACAACAGCAUGUAAAUUUUGUUCAGCAAGAAAAAGAAAAAAAAGCAACACAAAUUUUUUACUUUACUGUUUUAGUUUUAUUUUUUAUUGGAAUAAAGCAAGUACAACAAAUGCAAUUAAUCUUUAUUUAAUAAACAUACAUAUACAUUU
Molecule: messenger RNA, 2790 nt
Organism: Condylostylus longicornis
Lineage: Eukaryota; Metazoa; Arthropoda; Insecta; Diptera; Dolichopodidae
Gene: oaf
Product: out at first protein
Exons: 7
Coding region: 1-1062 (353 amino acids)
Source: RefSeq, a predicted model, not a curated record